AGGACUAUCAGAGGUGAUUCUAACUUGUGAUUGCCAUGGCCACUGUACGAGAGAAAUUGUUGACGGCAGUCUAUGAAGAGGAGCAUACAGCCCCAAGUAAAGUGACAAUUGUUGGUGUUGGACAAGUAGGGAUGGCAUGCGCUUACAGCAUAAUGCAGCAGGGUAUUUGCCGUGAACUGGCCUUGGUUGACAUGAUUGAGGAUAAGCUGAAAGGGGAGAUGUUGGACUUGCAGCAUUGUCAGCGGUUUGUCAAGAACGUCAGCAUUCGUGCAAGCACUGAUUAUGCUGUUACCGCAAACUCCAACUUGUGUAUUGUGACUGCGGGCUCGCGUCAGAAAGAGGGUGAAAGCAGAAGGGAUCUGGUACAGAGAAAUGUCAACAUCUUCAAAGCAAUCAUUCCACAGCUGGUGAAACACAGCCCAAACACCAUUCUGAUGAUUGUCUCAAACCCAGUGGACAUUUUAACUUAUGUGGCAUGGAAAAUCAGCGGACUUCCCCAUGAGCGUGUGAUUGGAAGCGGAACGAACCUGGACACGGCCCGGUUUCAUUUUCUUAUCAGUGAAAAACUUAACAUCGCGCCAAACAAUGUGCAUGGAUGGAUCAUUGGGGAGCAUGGCGAUGCUAGUGUGCCUGUUUGGAGUGGUGUGAAUAUUGCUGGAGUUAAUCUCAAGGAUCUCCACCCAGACAUCGGGUCUGAUGGCGACCCGGAAAAAUGGAAUGAAGUACACCAGAAGGUUGUGAACAGUGCCUACGAGGUGAUCAAACUGAAAGGUUACACAUCCUGGGCCAUCGGUUUGAGUGUCGCCACCAUGAGUCAAGCGUUGCUAAGGAACCAGAAGAACGUACAUGCUAUUUCAACCCUUGCUAAGGGUUUUCAUGGAAUCGAAGAAGAGGUGUUUCUCAGCCUUCCUUGCGUGCUCGGCUCCCAUGGCAUCAUGUACGUCAUCAAGCAGACUUUGGACGAAAACGAGGCAAAGAAACUUCAGACCUGCGCGCGCACGAUGAACGAGAUUCAACAGAGUCUUGAGUUCUGAGUAUAUAGUGGUUGUCGCUGUAAAAGCACAGCUGUAAGUUAUAUUAAAAAGAUGAGCUGUUUAUAAGUUA
Molecule: messenger RNA, 1104 nt
Organism: Pocillopora damicornis (cauliflower coral)
Lineage: Eukaryota; Metazoa; Cnidaria; Anthozoa; Scleractinia; Pocilloporidae
Product: L-lactate dehydrogenase
Biological process (GO): pyruvate metabolic process; lactate metabolic process
Cellular component (GO): cytoplasm
Molecular function (GO): L-lactate dehydrogenase (NAD+) activity
Source: RefSeq, a predicted model, not a curated record